Messenger RNA from Triticum dicoccoides, 3441 nucleotides. RefSeq lists its product as uncharacterized. The record is from RefSeq and is a predicted model, not a curated record. The coding region runs from base 2700 to 3236 and encodes 178 amino acids. NCBI's taxonomy places the organism in Eukaryota, Viridiplantae, Streptophyta, Magnoliopsida, Poales, Poaceae. The transcript has 3 exons.
AACCCUAGCCACUUUCGUUUCUACUCUGUCCCCUCGUCUCUCUGUUCGCCACAGACGGCGGAACCCCGGUCGCCUUUGACGGCGGAGGAGCCAUCGCGCCGCGCGAGCCGUUUCCCUUAUCCCUUUCCUUUCUUCUUUCGCAGAGGGAGAGAGAGAGCGACGACUGCGCCUCCUCUGCUCCCCCUCGCCUCUCCCUCUUGCUCGCGACGGCGGCCUCUGAACGGGUCGUCGAGCCACCGCGCCACGCGCAGUCGCCGGCGACGGCCACCGCCGUCGCGAUUCUUUCUUUCCCUCUUCUUGAUUUCACCCAUCCACUAACCUCCUGUAUGCGCGCGAGAGAGAGCAGAGGUGUCGCGGCCUUCCGAUGCGGCGCCCCCGCUGACCCCUUUGCCGGCGUGCGCGAGCACCUCGAGGGUGAACGCGCCGCCAUCAAACGGCUUGGUGGUGGUGCUCUUUGCCCCGUGUGGGGUUGGUUCUUCGUUCCCGCACCUCGGCUUGCCGAUGCGUGUGGGGAUCGAGAGGAACAGGCGCGGCCGGAGUGGCGGCGCACUUUGCCGGCGGCCCAAGGCCUUCUCCGGUGUACUUUUGUGUUCUUUUGUUUGCUUUUCAUUGCCCUGUUAGGGUUCUUUGGGGAGGAGGGGAUUUCCUUUUCUUUUCUGUACCGAAAAUCCUAAACCAAUCUCUGGCUGAUACCAUUGAUAGAUCCCUGGAUCGGUUAGGGUUAAGGAUUCACGGUGGUCUUUACCUUUUCCUUGGAUCGGUGAGCCCGAUGGGGUGGCCAUGGUGGAUGGCGGCGGUGGUGAUGGCAGAUCGUGGGCGAAGUGGUGGCGGCGCUUCCCAUCAGCACUGCACUAACCCUAACCUAGAUCGGUAGGGGAUGUAGGUGGGACCUCGUGUUGCGACCCAUGGUCCCACCUCUUUAUAUAUAGUGCAGGUGACAGGGGCCCGUCACCCAUAGUGGGUUGAGCGCCCCCGAUCAGGGCGCGGAUCUAAGGGCCCGGUGGGCCGUUGGGCCCACACGGUGGAGAUCAUCCUAACAGGGUUCACUAUGCGUAGCAACUGAGCUAAUCUGCAUUAUAACCUGCGAAAUACGAUCGCAUAGCUCCAAUAAAAGCUAUUGUGUUGACCUAAAGAAACAUAACAACACAAGUGUUUUUUGAAAAUCAGUAUGCAUCAUAUGAAAUUAUGAAUCGACUGUUUCAACAUGCAUCACCACCCUAGGUUGUGGCGUGCGCUCAGCUUUGCACCCAGCCUGCCACCCGGGUUCCAUUGUUGGGCCCCACAAAUGUGCGUGCCUGGGUUGUUUCUUCUGAAUCAAUACGCUACAGGGGCUAGCCCCUGUUGGUCGAAUUUCGUUUUGGUUGGUCAAAUUAAAUUUGUUGCACUAUCUUUCUCAUGAGAAAAACAGAAAAUGCCAACAAAUCCUAGCUAUGUUUCUACAUCUUCGUCGUAAUAGUCACCUGACACAUCAUCGAGCAUGUGGAGGAGGUGAGCAGCCGUGAGCGCAUGUGGAGGAGGUGAGCAGCCGUGAGCUUGGGGAUACAAGCAAGGAUCUGUCUAGGUUUGAGACCCUGACGCUGAAUGACACACCUCACACACUUGAAUCAGCUGACGGGUAUGUCCAUUAUCCUUUUGUAAGUUACUAAUAACUGGUUUGUUGAAGCGCUGGGUACUUUUUAUGACCCGUAUGGCUGCACCAAUGGGUAGAGUACUUGUUAUGACCCCUAUGGUUGUACACUGGUACUUGUUGGGUGUGUUUGGUAACAAUCUCACCCUAGCAUGGUUGUUCUCUCCUGAGACUGGUGGCAUGUAUCCAUAUCUGAUAGAUUCGGUUACCUUCUCCUUGAGGUGGUGAGGAUGCCACCACGAUUAUGAGAUUAUGAUGGAAAAUGAAUUAUGUAAACAAUGGUAGCAAGAAUUUGUGGAUAAUUCGUUUGAUUCAAACAACUUCUUCUCAGCACACACACUUUCCUCGUGCAUUGAAGAUCGAUUAUUGAUAUCUGUUUUCGUUAGGACUUUCAAGCUUCAAAUUUAGUCACAGUAGACGUUGACUAAAGCAUGGAUGUAAAUUGUUUGGCCUAGGGUGGUGAUACAUGCUGAAACAGUCGAUUCACAAUUUCAUAUGAUGCAUACUGAUAUUCAGAAAACAGUUGUUGUUGUUAGGUUUCUCAACAAAUAGCUUUAAAUGGAGCUAUGCGAUUGUCUUUCGCAUGUCAUAAUGCAGAUUAGCUCAGUUGCUACGCAUAGUGAACCCCACAUCAUCCAUAUUUCUAGAACCUGGUUAGUGAACCCCACGUAGUGAACCUGUCUUAUAUCCAUACACAAAUACUAUAAUCAAAGGUUCAUAGUGAAUAAAGCAAGGUUUAUUACAUGACUUUUCUCCUAUAUCUAAGCAAAGAGUGCUUAUAGUCUAUUAAUGCAAGUUUAAUUAAAUUGAGAAUCAGUUUAUUGCAUCUUGUCCCAUGUUGUAUCACUACACGAACUUUCUUGUAUAUCUAUCUAGAUUACAUUAUUAACCAUGUUUUGCUGACCGGAUUCUUAUAUUUCUGUCUAGGCAGGAAAUAUUUGGAGGAUUUUAUCCACUCGACCAUCAAGGUGAUAUAAAUAUUGAGAGAAGACAAGCUGAAGAGCGAGCUCAAUUUUUCCAAGCACAAGGAUAUUGGCCACUCGACUUUGAAACUAACAGAGAAUAUGCAGACAUGAAAGUUGGAAAACAAACUCAAUCAGUCCAAGCACGGGGACAACAUACUUACGCUUCUAAGGAAGAAGAAAUUGCUGCAAAUGCGAAACGAUGGAUGUGCGAGGAGGCGAUGGUGGCUUUCACAAGAUACAUUGAGAGCAAAGAUGAUCUUAAGGGACUUGAUUAUGAAUUUGACGAGCUUGUCCAUCAAUGUCUUAAUGUGGAGGAUUAUUUAAAGAUAUUCCAUCACUUCAACUUUACUGUCAAUAUAAAGAAGCUUGGCUCAGCUGAUUGGAUGUCGGUGAUGUACUUCGCCGAGGUCAAAUCGAUAUGUAUGAUAAAACUCUAUGCCUGUUAUCCUUUGGAGCAAGAUCAAUAUGGUAAAUGUUAUGCCCGUGAGAACCAAGGAAUGGGUGAACCGAGGCACCCGUUAAAAGGGAUAUACGAUAUGGGCAGGGAAGAUAUACAACCUCCCUUCUAUUAUGAGGACAGUGACUCUGAUGAAUUCGAUCCAGCAACAGUCCGGAGUUUAUCUUCUGAUGAUGAUAUGAGUUGAUGAUGGCCUUGUCCUUUAUUCUAGUACUGUAAGUUAGCUGUAGCUCUUGCAUGCUCUUGAUCUGUUGAUUCCUAGUUGAUUUAUGAAUGUAUUCCUAGCCCCAGCAGCAUCUGAAGAAUAUCGAGUAGCAGGGCAGCAAUGGUUUGUAACACUGGUAUUAUGCGUUGUUGGUUCUAAUGUCACACUCGUAUUUUCUUUGAUGCGA